GUAAUUUUUAUUGACAUUUUAUUUAGUAGUAUUAUCCAAACAAAUCUCGUGUGCCAUAUUGUUGACUACCUGAAACUUAAAAGCUAUGAGUAUUUCUAUGCUUGCUGGCUUGCAGAACGGUUGCCUCGAUUAGCUUGUGCAGAAUAAUAGGUGAAUGGAGGAGGAAAACGAGAUCCUCCAGCCGUGCAGCACCAAUGCACCAUUUUCUGGUUAAUUUCCCGUCUUUUCGGAUGAUCAUUUAACUUUGACGUCUUGAGAAUGUUGAUAGAUAGCGCAGUCGAUCAGGAGAGCCUGUGCACACGGUUUUACAAUCGUCUGCUGCGUAGCAGUCGCAGUGGUGAACAAAAACGCAAUUUGAUCUUGUGCGCUGCUGAUGUGGACGCUCUGUGUGCCUUGAAAAUCUUUCUCCAUCUGCUGACAUGCGAUCAGAUCCACUAUUCUCUGGUCAUAUGCACCAAUAUGACGGAGAUCCAGGAGGCCGUCAAAGUCCAUGGCAAGGACGUUCACAAUGUGAUCCUGAUCAACUGCGGAGCCACGGAGAAUCUGGCUAAACUCCUGCGUCCUCGCGAUCAUGUUCGCCUGUACGUCAUCGACACGCAUCGGCCCAUCCACGUGUCCAAUCUGUACGGGCAGAGCGUCUACAUCCUCACCGAUAAUUUCUUCGUGCCCUCGGCGCCCGUCUUCGAGGACGUGUAUCGUCGGGGCGACGAAGAGAAAACAGACUAUCCCGUACGCGAUUCCGAGCGCUCCGAUUUUGAGUACGAGAUGAUCGAGCGGGGCGACGUGUAUUUCGUUAAGAAGUUGAAUAAGGAGACGCAGCGGGAGGAAGAUGUGCGAAUGUAUAAGCAGUGGAGUAAAAAGACUUUAAAGGAAUGGGAGAAGCGAGCGGACCGCUGGCGCAAGGUGUACUACAAGAACGCCUGGCAUGAGCGGUCGUCUGCAUUGAAAAUGUUCGAUUUGGCCUACAUGCUCAAUAAAGACGAUGUUAAUUUAUUUUUGUGGGCGCUGGCGGGAAUCUGUGAUAUGUACAUGCAGAAGAGGAUCCUCAAGAGUGAUUUCGUUACGGAGAGUGCAGCGUUGCAAGGCCAUAUAAUCCGUCUCCUGCACCGUGUCGACGCCAAUAACAAGCAGACCCUGCGUAUCUCCUACACCAGGGACCUGGCGCUGCAUUUCUACCGCCAGUGGUCGGUGUUUGAGAGCCUUAGUCAUACUCCCUAUACUACCGCUACUUUCCGGCCCUGGGAAGAGCAGGGACAGCGUAAUCUGCAGGACUUUUUGGUGGAUAUGGGAUUGUCAUUGUCGCAGUGCCGGAUGAACUACAAUGAUGCAUCCAUGGAUAUGACGGUGCGAAAUAGUCUCUUAGACUGGUUUAAGGAGAAGGCGGAUAAACACGAUAUCCCGGAAGUCAUCCAGCCGACCUUUAUAGCAUCCUAUGCAUUUAAUCAGAAGUUUCAGAUCUGUGAUUUGGCGCUGGGAUUGUUUGCGUGUUUGACGGUCCGUGAGCAGCAUUCUUCGAAAGAUAACUUUCACCAGGCGCUGGAUAUCCUUGAUCCACGCCAUCUUUACCGUUUAGACGCGGCGUUAGAUCUGGGGAAACAACAGUUGAUGGUUAUACGGGAAUUCGUCAAGAGUGCUAUCCAGGAAAAACUGUUUACCGGUGUUCAUGGUUGUUUUUUCCAGGCUUCCUUGGGGAACCUCAAUCUCUCAACGGACGGCAUCCGUUACAUUGGUUGUCCUGAAGUGUUGAUCCCCUUGGCACAUUACCUCCAGCGCUGCUACGUGAUGAACCAGAAGGGGAAGAAGAUUCGUUCUCUUUCUUUCGUCCUCAUCGCGGAAAUGUUUUCGACAGCGGGCGAAGUUAGCGAUUACCUUUACCUGGUCGGACUGCCGCCGUGGGAACCGGAGACUAUAAAGAACUCCAUGGGAACUCUUUUCGACCGGGCAGCGGCGUCAUCGGGAGUGGAGAUGCAUCGUGAUUCGUUUGAGAAGUUUUUGGUGAGAAUCCCUAAAGCUGGGAAGCAGCUUUUCAUGGAGCAUAUGGUGUACCGAUUCAUGGAUCAAGACACCACGGAAUUCGAGACGUUAGUCAAAGAACGCAGUGAACGCAUUAAACGAACGAAAGAACGGCAAGCUAAAGCAAUGUUGGUAGAAAAGGCGACAGAGGCUGAAGAGCAAGAAAAUUUUGAAGCGGAUUUCGAUGAUUAACGGUGCCUGAUGUCGGUGCUGUGCCAUGUCUGGCAGGGCUGAAUCCCAGUAUUACGAAUAAGCACUAACAAUAUUAAAUUGACUUAAUUCCGAUUUGAACAGUUUUGGGUUCCUUUCUGAUUCUUUUUAUCAGUUAUGACUGGCGGUUCUUCUGGUAAAACUUCAGGUUAUGACGUUCGAAUUUUGUACAGUUUACAACUUCACAAAGCGUUUUUGCUGCAGUUCUCAUGGUCGUAAACUGCGCCUGUUAAUGCGCAUUUGUGGUCACUGUAACGUGGG
Molecule: messenger RNA, 2484 nt
Organism: Paramacrobiotus metropolitanus
Lineage: Eukaryota; Metazoa; Tardigrada; Eutardigrada; Parachela; Macrobiotidae
Product: cell division control protein 45 homolog
Exons: 4
Coding region: 259-2205 (648 amino acids)
Biological process (GO): DNA replication initiation; double-strand break repair via break-induced replication; mitotic DNA replication preinitiation complex assembly
Cellular component (GO): DNA replication preinitiation complex
Molecular function (GO): chromatin binding; single-stranded DNA binding; DNA replication origin binding
Source: RefSeq, a predicted model, not a curated record